Hydatigera taeniaeformis is the source of this 1191-nucleotide messenger RNA. The record is from the annotation of a GenBank genome assembly. Lineage: Eukaryota; Metazoa; Platyhelminthes; Cestoda; Cyclophyllidea; Taeniidae.
AUGUCCGUGGAUCCGAAAUUCGCAAAUAUGCCAUGGAUCGCCCAUGACGAACCUGAUGUGUAUGAAACGGAUGACUUGCCAGAGGCCGAUCAAAGGAAAUCGGAGUCCAAUGACGUAGAACAGGUUCUACCAAAGGAAAUCGAGCGAAUCUCUAUAUCUGCUAUCAAGGCUCGCCAUCGCUUCGAGCACUGCAAAGUCGAUGCAUCGAAUGUGGAUUUUUCUGACAAGAUUUCUGGUACCGGCAAAGUUGGAUAUGCUGUUGAAAGUCCUGAGUAUGAAUCGAACAUAAAUGGCGAGAAGGAAUCAACGCUUACCGCGCGCUUCCAGCGCUUGCAAGCAGAGGUACGUCAGCUCAUCGACGACGCAGAGGCAGUAAAGAAAGAGGCCGGAUCAGUGGCGACAGAGGGUGAACUCUCCGCUGAGCAGAUCUCUACUCUCGCCACUUCAUUGAUUAGCCAGUUAAACGAACUUCAGUUGGAGGAAAUCUUUGGUUCCGAUUUGGAUUUAACUGAUCUUUGUGUUCACGAUGUCCUUCUGCAGAAGCGCUUAUAUGAGCAAAUAGCAAAUUUCAGACCCAAGCAGUCGCUGCAGAAAGAUGGGGCACCAGGCGAGCGCAUAACUUUCGAGCUUUAUUCCAAACCAUCGGAUAAAACUGACGCUGCUAUUGAAAAGACCCUGGAACUGGAUCGUCGAUUGCAGCGUUUGGAGACGAUUGUUGGGACUCGAGAGAUAACCGCAAUGGGUGCGUGUGGACUCAUGGAGACUGCUGCCCGACUUUCUGAACGCGUCUUGCUAUUGCAGCCCAGUUACUUGGAUCAGAUCGAGGCGAGGAUAUCCACAAUGCAGGCGAAACUUGCAGACAUCACAAAAAAUCCCGAGAAUGCUGCAAUUGCUGAUGCCGACACUCAGAAUAAGAUUGCUGAGCUCUUUGAGAUUGUGAAGAAAUGGAAUUCGUUUUCCGCUGAUCUUCCAUCAAUUGUUGAUCGCCUCAAGGAUCUGCAAACGUUGCAUGCACAGGCCUCGGAGUUCAGUACUUCCCUAGUGAAUAUGGAAGUAGCUCAAAGGAGAAUUGAUGACAGUCUCGCAGCCUAUGGCUCACAGCUUAGAAAUGUUCAAGAAUCCCUUUUAAAUGCCCUGUCAACCUUCAAGGAAAAUACUAUGGCUAUUGAAAAGGCUCUGAAGUCCUUGUAG